GCUCCGCUGCCGGGCUCAGGCAGCCCUCCCGCCUCGGCCUCCGCAGGCGCUGGGAUCGCCGGCGUGCGCCACGGCGGACGUGACGUUCGUGGUUCCUGUGAACGCGGGACGGGGCGGGGCCGUUUGCUCAGUGCCGAGACCACGGGGUGGGGUGGACGCUUCCUGACGGCGGGGAGGGGUUCGCGGGCCCCCCGAGCAGGAGCCGCGUUCCCGGCCGCGUCCUGGGGUGUCCCCUCGCGUGCCUUCCCCUCGGGAGCAGAAGCUCCGCGACAGCAUGGCCCUAGGAGUCCCGUCCGCCUGCGCGCCCCGGCGCACGCCCGACGGGCCCGACGGCCGGGACGGCGAAGUCCCCCGCCUCGGCUCCGCCUCCCCGCCCCAUCCGUUCUGGGGCGCUCCCGGGGCGGCCGGGCGGGGUGGGGGCUGAGGCCCUGUCCCCUCGGAAGUCCCGGCCCGAGGGGCGCGGGCCGCAAGGAGAGGGGUCCGUUCGGCCGAGGGCGACCCGGGUCCCGAAGCUUCCGACGGCCGCGCCGGCUCCAGGCCCCGCCCCCUGAGCCGCCGCCGCGUCCCGGCCUCCCCUGCGCGCCGGCGCGGAGCUCCCUGGGCCGGGGCGGGGCCGGCGAUCCGCGGCUCGGAGGGGCCGAGGCGGGUCCCGGGGGCGCCAUGGAGCCCCGGGCGGUCGCGGCAGCCGUGGCGACGGGGAAGGAGGAUUUGAUCCUGGAAGCUCUGCGGUCGUACAACCGGGAGCACUCCCAGAGCUUCACGUUUGAUGACGCCCAACGGGAGGACCGGAAGAGGCUGGCGGAGCUGCUGGUCUCCGUCCUGGAACAGGGCUUGCCGGCCUCCCACCGUGUCACCUGGCUGCAGAGUGUCCGAAUCCUGUCCCGGGACCGCCACUGCUUGGACCCGUUCACCAGCCGCCGGAGCAUGCAGGCGCUGGCCGGCCACGCUGGCGUCUCUGUCUCCGAGGGGCCCGUCCGCGAGUCCGCAGACAUGGGUGUCGUUCUGGAGUCCCUCAAGUGCCUGUGCAACCUCGUGCUCAGCAGCCCUGUGGCACAGACGCUGGCAGCGGAGGCCCGCCUGGUGGUGAGGCUCACGGAGCGUGUGGGGCUGUACCGAGUGCGGACCUUCCCCCACGACGUCCAGUUCUUUGACUUGCGGCUCCUCUUCCUGCUAACGGCACUCCGCACCGAUGUGCGCCAGCAGCUGUUUCAGGAACUGAAAGGAGUGAGUCUGCUGACUGACACGCUGGAGCUGACGCUGGGGGUGACUCCUGAAGGGAACCCACCCGAGCUCCUUCCUUCCCAAGAGACCGAACGGGCCAUGGAGAUCCUCAAAGUGCUCUUCAACAUCACCCUCGACUCCAUCAAGGGGGAGGUGGACGAGGAAGAUGCUGCCCUUUACCAGCACCUGGGGACCCUUCUGCGGCACUGUGUGAUGAUUGCUACUGCUGGAGACCGCACAGAGGAGUUCCAUGGCCAUGCAGUGAACCUCUUAGGGAACUUGCCCCUCAAGUGUCUGGAUGUUCUCCUCACCCUGGAGCCACAUGGAGACUCCGUGGAGUUCAUGGGAGUGAACAUGGAUGUGAUUCGUGCCCUCCUCAUCUUCCUAGAGAAACGUUUGCACCAGACACACAGGCUGAAGGAGAGCGUAGCUCCUGUGCUCAGCGUGCUGACUGAGUGUGCCCGGACGCACCGCCCAGCCAGGAAGUUCCUGAAGGCCCAGGUGCUGCCCCCUCUGCGGGACGUGAGGACGCGGCCCGAGGUUGGGGAGAUGCUGCGGAACAAGCUUGUCCGCCUCAUGACGCACCUGGACACAGAUGUGAAAAGGGUGGCGGCCGAGUUCUUGUUUGUGCUGUGCUCUGAGAGUGUGCCCCGAUUCAUCAAGUACACGGGCUAUGGGAAUGCCGCUGGUCUUCUGGCUGCCAGGGGCCUCAUGGCGGGAGGCCGGCCCGAGGGCCAGUACUCGGAGGAUGAGGACACAGACACCGAUGAGUACAAGGAAGCGAAGGCCAGCAUAAACCCAGUGACCGGGAGGGUGGAGGAGAAGCCGCCUAACCCUAUGGAGGGCAUGACAGAGGAGCAGAAGGAGCAUGAGGCCAUGAAGCUGGUGACCAUGUUUGACAGGCUCUCCAGGAACAGAGUCAUCCAGCCAAUGGGGAUGAGUCCCCGGGGUCAUCUUACAUCCCUGCAGGAUGCCAUGUGCGAGACUAUGGAGGAGCAGCUCUCCUCGGACCCUGACUCAGACCCUGACUGAGGAUGGCAGCUCUUCUACUCCCCCAUCAGAACGGGUGCUGUUCAUGAUUUGCCCGCGGUUCAGUUUCUUAUCUCUGGACUGCAGUGGUCUUGUGCAAGAACACAGGGCUCAGCUUGAUUUCUGCAGGCAAAGUACUUUCUUUUGUCUGCGCCAAGAGGAACGUGUGCAGAGGCUGCUGCCUGAGGGCAGGGCCUACCUGGGCAUACAGAAGAGCAUGUGUAUGGGAGGGCAAGGGGUUGGGCGUGGGCAUGCACAGAGCAGGCACAUCUGAGAUUGGCAUGCGGGCCAGAGCCGGUGCAUUGAGGAAUGUGCUGCACUUCACAGGGAGAAAGAACCUGUCAGAACUUCACGUACAAGUAUGUCAGAACACGCACUCCAAGGUAUGCCCUGUGGCUUCUGUCCUGUCUUCACUGGGCGCAGGGCUGGAGGCCUCAAAAGGUGUCCUCCUUGGUCCUUGUUGAGCUACCCACUGUAGUAUCCACAGUGCCCAAGUUCCCGCCAGUUCUGGCAAUUAAAUCUCAAUCCUUCCCACUGGCUUAGACUACCCUUACAAGAAGGAGAAAGCCCCUUGUGUGACCACAGUUUGAGAUUUAUACCAUGUACCACACAUAGACACAGAAACAUCCUGAAAUAAAGAGGUCUGAGCAAAAA
Messenger RNA from Saimiri boliviensis boliviensis (Bolivian squirrel monkey), 2904 nucleotides. It is a transcript of the gene RIC8A, whose product is annotated as RIC8 guanine nucleotide exchange factor A. Gene Ontology annotation, cellular component: plasma membrane; cytoplasm. NCBI's taxonomy places the organism in Eukaryota, Metazoa, Chordata, Mammalia, Primates, Cebidae. Gene Ontology annotation, biological process: G protein-coupled receptor signaling pathway. The record is from RefSeq and is a predicted model, not a curated record. Gene Ontology annotation, molecular function: G-protein alpha-subunit binding; guanyl-nucleotide exchange factor activity.